AUGGAAAAGAACACUGGAUUAGGCGAUGAUGAGACCAUCCUUAAAAAAUCUACGAAGGGUGUGACUUUCCUGAUGUUCGGUCAGCUUUUCGGUAAAGUCCUUACUUUUCUCCUCAAUAAUAUGCUUGUGAGGUUUCUGUCGCCAAGGGUAUUCGGUAUCAACGCAUUCUUGGAGUUUCUAGUAUCGACAACGUUAUUCUUUAGCCGGGAGGCUGUACGAUUGUCCACAUUAAGAAUAAAGACACCCCGAGCAACAGAAAAUGAAAAUGAUACACAAGACACACAUGGCCCUGUCCUUCAAAUGGCUUUAAAUUUCGCCUACAUUCCUCUGUGCAUAGGAAUUCCUUUGUCCUUGUUUUUGAUAGGUUGGCAGUACUCGAACUUGAAUGAUUAUUUCAUAUCAUUGCCUUAUUUCAGACUGUCGAUCUUAAUGAUAUGGUUAAGCAUCAUCUUUGAGCUCUUAAGCGAGCCUUUUUUCAUUGUUAAUCAGUUCCUCCUUAACUAUAAAGUAAGAAGCCAGAUUGAAAGCUUGUCAAUGAUAUCAGCAUGUGCAGUCAAUUUUGCAAUGGUAUAUCUAUAUGAAAGUAAGAUUAAUGGUUCUGGAGCGACGUUACACAAUGUAUCAAAACAAGAGGGAAUUGCCAUUCUGGCGUUUUCAGUGGGAAAAUUGGCUCAUUCUGUGACACUCCUAGGGUGUUAUUACUAUGAUUAUUUAACUAAAUUUGCUCCUACUAAGCAGUUUACUGUAAUCCCAUCAAAAAUUCACAUUUCCUCUGGCACUACACCAUUUUACCUCCAAAGCGACAUUUUGCAGCACUUCAAAAAAGUAUACUUCCAGCUCUGUUUCAAGCAUCUCCUUACAGAAGGGGACAAAUUAAUCAUCAACUCAAUGUGCACCGUCGAAGAACAAGGAAUAUAUUCUUUACUAUCAAACUAUGGAUCACUGGUUACCAGAUUACUCUUCGCACCUAUUGAAGAGUCAUUGCGCCUUUUCUUGACAAGACUACUUUGUGUGACUUCGACAAAAAACUUGAGGCUCUCUAUGGAGGUUUUGAUCAAUUUGACAAAAUUCUAUUUGUAUUUGUCGCUCAUAAUAGUUAUUUUCGGACCUACCAACUCACCUUUUCUGCUACAGUUCUUAAUCGGCUCUAAGUGGUCAAGCACAAGUGUUUUGGAAACUAUUCGUAUCUAUUGCUUCUAUCUUCCCUUCUUGUCCAUGAAUGGUAUUUUUGAGGCAUUCUUCCAGAGUGUUGCCACAGGAGAACAGAUUCUUAGACAUUCAUAUUUAAUGAUGGUAUUUUCCAUUGUGUUCCUCGCAAAUUGCUGGAUUUUUAUUUCAUAUUAUAAAAUGUCACUAGAAGGUUUGAUUUUGAGUAAUAUUUUGAAUAUGGGACUAAGAAUUGCCUACUGCGGCUGGUUCAUUAAUGGAUUUUACAAGAACCUAUUUGCAGGUUCUCAUAAUGCAUCCUUUCUCGUUAACUUUAAAAAUUUUAGAUUGAUUUCGGUUAUCUCCUGUGUUUUAAUCUUUUUCAAUUGGUACUUGUUCGGCACAGUGAAGAAUUUUAGACAGUUUACUUUCAAUUUAAUACUGGCAACGGUCUUGGUGAUUUUCAUUCUUUACAAGGAAAGAAAACUAAUAAGAAGCUACAUCAAAAGAGAGGAUACACUUGAUGUCAAAGGCGUUUGA
Lachancea fermentati is the source of this 1686-nucleotide messenger RNA. The record is from the annotation of a GenBank genome assembly. NCBI's taxonomy places the organism in Eukaryota, Fungi, Ascomycota, Saccharomycetes, Saccharomycetales, Saccharomycetaceae.